AUGGGGAAGUCGUGGUGCGGGCUGGAGGGCACGCGGCGGAUGGUGCAGAUUGCGCGGGUGCGGGCGGGCGUGGGGAGGGUCGAGGAGUGGUGUUUGCAGAGACUCGCCCGCACGAGGGCGUCGAUGAAGAAAUUGUCCAUGGAGGUCCGCACUGAUGAUGGCCACUUUGUGGUGGUGGUGGUGGUGGUGGUGGUGAGAGUAGCAGCAGCAGUAGUAGCAGCAGGAGGGGCACCACCACGUAAUUGCUGGAUUGUGCUAGGCCGUCGAGAGCAGAGGCCGCCGAGGCCAAUGGGAGGAGCAGAGGAGGGGGAGGAAGAGGGGGGUGAAGAAGAAGAGUAG
Messenger RNA from Morchella importuna, 339 nucleotides. RefSeq lists its product as uncharacterized. The coding region runs from base 1 to 339 and encodes 112 amino acids. The record is from RefSeq and is a predicted model, not a curated record. Lineage: Eukaryota; Fungi; Ascomycota; Pezizomycetes; Pezizales; Morchellaceae. The transcript has a single exon.